Messenger RNA from Miniopterus natalensis, 837 nucleotides. Its product is annotated as olfactory receptor 52Z1P-like. Gene Ontology annotation, molecular function: olfactory receptor activity; G protein-coupled receptor activity. Lineage: Eukaryota; Metazoa; Chordata; Mammalia; Chiroptera; Miniopteridae. Gene Ontology annotation, biological process: G protein-coupled receptor signaling pathway. The record is from RefSeq and is a predicted model, not a curated record. Gene Ontology annotation, cellular component: plasma membrane.
AUGUACCUUUUGGCGGUGGCAGGCAAUGGCCUGGUUAUGGUAGUGGUGGCCUGGGACAGGAGCCUCCAUGAACCCAUGUAUUUCUUCCUGGCCAUGCUGGCACUCAAUGAUGUCCUUCUUUGUACUGUCACAGUGCCCAAAAUGCUUCUCAUCUUCUGGCAGGGCCCUUCCCCAUCAACCUUUCCUGAGUGUCUCACACAGAUGUUUUUCGUUCAUGCCCUGUUCCUCUCUGAAUCUGCUGUUCUGCUGGCCAUGGCUUUUGACCGCUAUGUGGCCAUCUGUGCGCCACUUCAUUACACAACCCUACUUACAGGCUCUCUCAUUAGCAAGGUGGCCUUGGCUCUGGUGUUUCGAAGUGUGGCUGUAGUGACCCCCGGUGUCCUCCUCAUUCUUCGUCUGCACUUCUGCGGGAGCAAUGUCAUCCGCCACACCUACUGUGAGAACAUGGGUAUUGCCAAGUUGGCCUGCAAUAGCAUUGCCUUUAAUAGCAUUUACGGGCUCACUGCGGCUCUCCUCACUACAGGGCUGGACUUUGUUCUCAUAUCCCUGUCCUACUGGGUAAUCCUGAGGACAGUCUUUAGACUACCUUCUAGGGAAGCCCGCACAAAGGCCUUUGGAACCUGUGGAGCUCAUAUCUGUGUCAUUUUGAUAUUCUAUACUCUGGCCUUCUUUUCCUUCUUUACCCAUCGCUUUGGAAGCCAUGUGCCCGGGUACACCCUUAUUCUCUUGGCAAACCUCUAUUUACUGGUGCCACCUACCAUGAACCCCAUUGUUUAUGGGGUAAAGACAAAACAAAUAAGAAUGAAACUACUAAGGCUCUGUAACCAUUCAAAAUGA